Molecule: messenger RNA, 1064 nt
Organism: Synchiropus splendidus (mandarinfish)
Lineage: Eukaryota; Metazoa; Chordata; Actinopteri; Syngnathiformes; Callionymidae
Gene: rxfp3
Product: relaxin family peptide receptor 3
Exons: 1
Coding region: 9-1064 (351 amino acids)
Biological process (GO): immune response; G protein-coupled receptor signaling pathway
Cellular component (GO): membrane
Molecular function (GO): G protein-coupled receptor activity
Source: RefSeq, a predicted model, not a curated record
UCCAGUUUAUGGACUUGGACAUAGCAUCGGAUGGAGCCGCGGUUGUCCGGAUCAUCAUCUCCGUCAUCUAUUCGCUGGUAUGCGCCCUCGGUCUGGUGGGGAACUUGCUGGUUCUAUAUCUCAUGAAGUCCAAACGCGUGUGGAAAAAGUCCUCCAUCAACCUCUUCGUGACGAGUUUAGCGGUGACGGACUUCCAGUUCGUGCUGACGCUCCCCUUCUGGGCGGUGGAGAACGCGCUGGACUUCACGUGGCUCUUCGGGAAAGCCAUGUGUAAGAUCGUGUCCUACGUGACGGCGAUGAACAUGUACGCCAGCGUGUUUUUCCUGACCGCCAUGAGCGUGGCUCGCUACUGGUCACUCGCCUCGGCUCUGAAGGGCAGACGCCGGCGGCCGCUCGGCUGCUCGGCGCGCGGCGUCGCGGCGGUGGUCUGGUUCGCCGCCGCGUCCGCCGCGCUGCCGCACGCCGUCUUCUCCACCACGUUCACCGUCUCCAACGAGGAUUUGUGCCUCGUCAAGAUCCCGGAAAGCAACGGAACCACGCAGUUCUGGCUGGGACUGUACCACUCUCAGAAAGUGCUGCUGGGCUUCGUGCUGCCGCUCGCCGUCAUCACCUCCUGCUACCUUCUCCUUCUCCGCUUCGUCAACACCUCCAGCGCAAAAAGACGCGCCGAAGUCACCAAAUCCGUCACCAUCGUGGUGCUGUCCUUCUUCCUGUGCUGGCUGCCGAACCAAGCGCUGACGGUCUGGGGGAUUCUCAUCAAACUGAACGUGGUCCCCUUCACCUACGGCUACUACACGGCGCAGGUGUACGCGUUCCCCGUGUCCGUGUGCCUGGCGCACUCCAACAGCUGCCUCAACCCCAUCCUCUACUGCCUGAUGCGGAGGGAGUUCAGGAAGGCGCUCAGAACUUUACUCUGGAGGUGGACUUCGCCCACCCUCACCGCCAUCAGGCCCCUGACUCACUCCGAGAGGCCCGGCGGGGACCAACUGGGAGGAGUCCUGGUGCCGGUCCAGGUCCCUGAACCGCCGGCUGUCGUGUUCUACCCUCCCGGAGUCGUCAUGUAG